CAGUAACCCAGCAAUGAAGAGAACCAAGAGAGAUCGAUUCCGCGAAACCAAGGAAAAACUCCGAUGCUCUCCAAGCCUUUCCUUGCUCCGAGAAUUCCGGACCUGCAUACGGGAUGACGCUCCUACUCAUGGCUCUAUUCACGAAGCUAUUACUGCUGUGUAUCGUGAUUGAAGCCAGGGAGACCGAGAACUCGAAUGUCUCCAGGUUGGUAAGUCACGUCCCGUGGAGUCUGAUGAUUCUUCUGCAACCACGUGAGCCUCGCUUGGAUGGUUCACUUAUACCAAAAGUCAACCGAGCGAGGAGUCGUCAACAUGGUCGUCAACAUGAACAAGAAAAACAUCACUUGAACAACCCCGCGUUGCAUACCCAUGAACCAUGAAGCUUUUUGGCUUGUGAGUUCUUGACUCUAGACUCAAAACAGAACAAGCCGACUCGCAAGAUCCCUACCUGCCAGUCCUGCCUGGCGAGCCUAGCUCCCUGGUCUUGUGCGGCGUCUAUCUCCCACGCAAGUGCGCGCCUA
Neurospora tetraspora is the source of this 521-nucleotide messenger RNA. RefSeq lists its product as uncharacterized. The transcript has a single exon. The record is from RefSeq and is a predicted model, not a curated record. Bases 114 to 380 code for a protein of 88 amino acids. Lineage: Eukaryota; Fungi; Ascomycota; Sordariomycetes; Sordariales; Sordariaceae.